AUGCCGAAAGCCGAACCAGUAUUGUCGUUUUCAACGAAAAUGGCGGCAAUAAACGUUCAUAGCACUAGUUGUACUACAGAUAAUCUUAGUAGACAUGACAUGCUGAAAUGGAUCAACGAGAGUCUGCAGCUUAAGUACACCAAAAUUGAACAACUAUGUUCCGGUUAGUAAUCGAGAACAUUUGCGGCAGUUUCGUCGACAGAACUUCCAUGUUUUCACGCCUUCGAUCGAACGAGGGGCUGAUGUUCGGGGUUAUCAGUCCUUUCUCGUUGUUUCGUUAUCGCGUCAUACUUGGCUCUCACUAACUUGUGUUUUCUUAAUAGGUGCUGCAUAUUGCCAGUUUAUGGAUAUGUUGUUCAUGGGUGAGUACAUUAUGAAGAUUACGUAUGAAAUUCGAGUCCUUUAACAAACGCCUCUUUAAACUUUGUACAUGUGAAGUUAAUAUCAUGAAAUAUACAUAACUCCCUUCAGUGAUGUUCGAUUUUAAACUCACAUCAAUCGGUAUUUUAAUUGAAUGUAUUUUAGAUUGUGUAAAUAUGGCAAAGGUGAAGUUUGCAUCAAAUCAAGAACACGAAUUCAUAAAUAACUGGAAGAUAUUGCAAAAGGCGUUUAAGAAUGCUGGAGUUGAUAAGGUAAAGUUUAUACUUCCUUUUUUCUUUUUUUGAAUUCUUUAUUACAGCAUGAUGUUAAUUUAUUUCACGCUUAUUUUCGACAUGUAUCUCGUGCUGUAGAGUAUGUAAACAGAAUCAUGAAUUAAUCUAAAAGUAAAACGAAAGGUGCUGUAAAUUGUGCUAUUGGCGUGCCGGUGUCGAAAUUUUUGUGGUGACAUCAUCAUACUAAUUAUUUUUUUUUUGUAAAUGUCUCCAUCAACAAUGAAAUCUUUGAAAAGGUAAGGGAGUAUCAAGGUGUUUCAUGAUAUGCAAAGUUUUAUUUUCUAGAAAGAUCAUUUACUUUUGAUUCUGGAUCAUGUGACCUAGCAAUAGUUUGAGAAUGUUUGUGAACGGUAGUGCUCUCUUUAACUGAAUGCCGCACUUGUAAAACCAGCUAAGAAGAAAGAGGCCAGUGUGAAUCAGCAAGAUAUUUAGCUUUGAUUUUAUAUGUUAUUGGUUAAGACAGAAGACUGAGUUUUAAGACCAGUCAAUGAACACAGAAAAUCAAAACCCAAAAUAAUCCUGAAUUACUUUGGAACUGAGUUUGAAUGACUCACACUUUUUAAUUUUUGGUCUCUAAAUUUUUUUAAUUGAGUGAGAAUUACUACUUCCUAACUAAUGAUUAUAAAAAAAUUUAUUUUCAUUGGGGCUAAAAAUGCACGAACAAUUAUUUUUCACCAGUAAGUGCUUGUCAGGUGCCAUUAUUAUUACUAUUAUUAUCAUUAUUAUUAUCAUUAUUAUUAUUAUUGCUAUUAUCAUCUUUUUUCCUUUAAUGAAGAUCAGGAUUUCAAGGCAUUGAAACAAAGAUAAUAUAUUUUUAUAUAUUCAUAUCAUAUUUUUUAGCAAUGCAGUAUGUAGAUUGGAGUUGGAUUUUAAUAGGCAAAAUCAAUUGGCUUACCAGUAAUAUUUAUAAAUUAAAUAAAUAGGAACAUCAUUAACAAAUAUAAAAGCCAAAUGGAUGUUGACUUGAAAGGCACAUCAUAUGAUUGCAAAUAAUGCAAACUGUGAAAUCUCAACAUGUUUUCUCAGCAGUUGAGGUUCAAUUGAAAUACUAAACCACUUUGACUGUGGUUUUUCUUUUAUUUCCUUAUUCAGACGAUCCCAAUUGAAAAGUUAGUCAAAGGGAAGUUUCAAGAUAACUUUGAGUUUGUUCAGUGGUUCAAGAGGUUUUUUGAUGCAAACUAUAUCGGGCCUGAUCCUGAUUAUGAUCCUGUAGAAGCACGACAUGGAAAAACAGAUACUCCACAGAUUGCUCAGCCACGAAAAGGGUCAGGACAGCUUACCAGACCUGUGCAACCCCCAGGUGAGGAAAAUUCUUUUUCCAUUCAGGUAGACCUACUGAGUAUGCAAUGUUACCAAUUUCAUACACCUUGCAUUUUUCCACUCAAUUACCUCAGCCUCAAGAUUGUGACUUUUAAGUCUUUAUAAUGUAUUGUCUUGGUUGUGAUUCUUGUGUCACUCAUUAGAACCAAACCUUACUGAGAGUAAAAUCUCUUUUUUUCAUUCUUAAUCUCUAAACAGCCAAAAAUCCAGCACUCUCAAAAGGAAAUUUUAGUAAACCUACAGCAGGUGGUCCAGCCAGAAAUGGUGGAGCUUCUAGAGGUGGUGCAUCGGGACUUGGACGUCCAGUAGCACAAAGUUCGCGCACUGUAGGAGGGGCAGCACAGGGACCCCGUACUGGAGGAGCAGCUGGAGGGUCAUCUGCUGCAAUUGCACAGAAAGAUGCUCAAAUACAGGAACUUAAUAAUGAGGUUUGAUUUUGAUGUUUGGUAAAUGAAUGAAAAUCAUGGAUGAAAAUUGUUACCAAUAAUUGAUACAAGCUCCUUAAUGAAUAUGAGAAUGAAUUAGUUACUAUUCGAAACUUAAGCCCAUCAUCUAGCACUAUGUUUGGCAGAAGCAUCCCUUUUGCUGGAUUUUAAAACUAUGUUGGUUAAUACCAACAAUUGUCAAUCAAAAGCAGUCAAGUUAUUCUUUGAUUGUUUAGUUGAGUCUGCUCUUUUAGAUAUGCUCUCAUGUUGAUUGGUAAACUGAGCAACCAUCUAAUGGAAAUCAGUUAACCCAGUAUGGACAUAUUUAUUUUUGCUCAGUUAGAUGAGAAGGAUCAAACUGUGGGUGUUUGUUGUAAAUUCACAAGUCAGGAAGUGUCUAACAUGUGUUCUUGUGCUUGGUCUCCAGCUCACUGCACUGCAACUGACAGUGGAAGGAUUAGAAAAAGAAAGAGAUUUCUACUUUGGCAAGUUACGAGAUAUUGAAGUCAAAUGCCAGGAAGAAGAUCCAGGUGCUAAUGUUGUCCAGAAGGUCUUGGAAAUUCUUUAUGCAACUGAGGUAGGUGCAGCAUUUUGGCCUCACAAACCCCUAAGCAAGAUAAUGGAACUUACAAAUUGGAUCUAAAUCAAAUGGAAUCUACAAGGCACAUUUCAAUAGAUUUUCUGUAAUCAGGAAUUCUGUUCUCUCACAUACCUUGCAAGUUACAUUUCAUCUUAACUCAUUCUUGUUAUGGAAGGUAUUGUUGCAUUUGAGUGGAUACAUUCUCAAACAGAAGGGAACAAGUUAAUGUUACUAAUCUUAACCUGUUUCAUGCAUUUAUUUGUAAACACAGCAUGAUAAUGGGAGCAAAGAAGAAAUUUGUAAGCAGUGAAAUUACAUUAAGGAAGGGAUGCUUAUGGCUGUAGAUUUCACCCAUACCCUGCUCCUUCUGUCACUCUGCCACAAGUAGCACUGUGUUCAUGAACUAAACACUUAGAAAUGGGCAAACUACUCUUCAGAAACAGAUUCAAUGGACAGCUUGCUUCAUGAACACAAUCACUGUCAAAGCCAAAAUAUCAUAUUUCUGAAUUUGACCCCUAAGAGGUUUCUGUCAAAUCAAGGAACUUUUCUUCACUUAAUGUCCAUCUGUGAAAAUUGUUCAAGGAACUAGUUGUAAUGCAUGACUUGAUAUAUGUUGGAUUCCAAUUACUGAGGGAACUAUGAAUUGUUGUUAUUUGUAGGAGGGUUUCGCUGCACCAGAGGAAGGUGGUAACAAUGAAGAAUAUGAAUAUAAUGAUGAACAAGAAGAGUACUAGACAGAAGAGACGUAUGCAGGAUCAGUUGUCAUCAGCAGACUUGCCAUCAACCAUAUUUUUUAAAAAUUAAAACUGUUUCUUGUGAUAACAUGCUAGGAGAUAAAGGGAACUUCUUCUGUUAUCUAAACUGAGAGUACUGAUCUCAAGUUUGCACCACUGGCUAUUUUGUAUUAUAAUAAUUAUUAUCAAAGAUUUUUCCAUGUAAACUGAAGGCUAGCUAAAAUGUAGGUGUGCUGAAACCCAGUUUCUGUGAUAGAGAGGUAAUGAAGGUUUUCUCUUCUUUUGACGUGUGAAAACAACUUGUUUAGUGAAAGAUGUCGCAGCUUUGUGCUCUAAAAGAUUUUUUAAGUUUUACUUCCUGCCAAAGACAUCAGGUGAUUCCUAAGCUACCAAGGAUAACUUUUCCCUGCUUAACCCUUUCACACUUGGAGAGACCAAAUAUAUGUUUCUCCUUACAAUAUUCAUAAAUUUCCAAGCAGAAAGGUGAUGAGAAAUUUUAAAAAAUCAACAACAGUACAUUGUAUGAUUGAACAAAAAGUUCUCUGAACUACACUUAUCAGAAAUGUCUGAAAGAGUGCAGACAAUUGAUAUUAAGAACCUGGGAGUGAAAAGAUUAAGCAGUUGAGGGGAAAACAAAAAUAAAAGAACUGUCUCCUAAAUGAUAGGCAAUUGGUGUUGAAAUUGUUAGGAACUUAAUGAAAACAAACUUGGAAUUAAAGAAUGUGCUACAUAUACUUCACUCAGAUUUGUGUUUGGUUAAAGUUAAUCCUUCUUGGUGAUCUUCAUAUUCAACCUCCUUGCAUUAAAAUGUCUUCUGCAGAAAAUUAUAGAGUGGUAAAUGGUCUGCUG
Pocillopora meandrina is the source of this 4561-nucleotide messenger RNA. Lineage: Eukaryota; Metazoa; Cnidaria; Anthozoa; Scleractinia; Pocilloporidae. The record is from the annotation of a GenBank genome assembly.